AUGGACGAGUUAAUAUUUCCACAGCCAUCUCCAACGCCUAUGAUCCUCCCCCGAAGACUCUCAAUCCACGGUGGCGGUGGUGGUGGCGGCGGUGGUGGCGGCAAUAGUCUCUUCCAAAAGAACCGUCCAUGGCAAUACCCAUCCCCAGCUCAAAAAUCUCCGCUGUCCCUCCCACAAUCUGCACCCUUACUCCCCACGGUCCCCGUAUUUGGCCAACUCAGUCCCUUCUCUGCCCCGCUCUCAAGCCCGCGACGCCGCCGUGUGCGGCGACAUUCCGUCGCGACAGGGUCCCCGUCCACGAGCACGAGCGCGGGCACGGGUACAAACAUGAACAUGAAGAUGAGUACGAGUGCGAGUUCGAGUGCGAUCCCACCACGGCACGCGUUGCAUAUGCCGAUCAUGAAGAUUAGUCCCGAGAUCUGGAGGAGUGAAAGUCAUCAACGAGAGAUCCAUAGGUUACUGCAUGCGGGCCGAGAGGAGGCCGUGAUGAAACGGAGGGGGAUCCGGAGUGGGAUGGAUAUGAGUGACGAUGAAGACGCUGAGGACCAGGAAGGAGAAGGAGAAGGAGGGAUGAGGGGAGUGGAAGUCACGACGGAUCUUGGGGGUUUCCGGGCUCUGGAGGAGCGUGAGAAGGAGCGGAUACGAGAGGAGGUUCGACAGGAAUGGAUGCAGACAAUCCGUCGGUCUGAAGAAGCAGCAGUCGCGGCAGCAGCAGCAGAGGCCUCCCGACGAAAGAGCUGGCCGAUUCUGUCGAGUGAACAGCAACAAUCGCCACCACUGCAGCGCCUUCAUUUUCAGGAGCAGUACCUAGAACUGCAGCAACAGCAACAAGCGCGGCUCUUGGCGAUUCAUCAGCAACAGCAACAACAGCAACAGCAACAGCAACAGCAACAGCAACAGCAACAGCAACAGCAACAGCAACAGCAACAGCAGCAGCUUUUGGCGAGUCCUCAACAUCAAUACCAGUUCUCUCACAGCAGUGGAUCGAUAGGGCCGUUGGAGAAUCCAGGUGGAUAUCAAAAGGCUCCGGGAGAGGUUAUACGACGGGAGUCGUUUACGACGUAUCGUGGGUAG
Molecule: messenger RNA, 1074 nt
Organism: Gamsiella multidivaricata
Lineage: Eukaryota; Fungi; Mortierellomycota; Mortierellomycetes; Mortierellales; Mortierellaceae
Exons: 2
Coding region: 1-1074 (357 amino acids)
Source: RefSeq, a predicted model, not a curated record